Molecule: messenger RNA, 327 nt
Organism: Brassica oleracea var. oleracea
Lineage: Eukaryota; Viridiplantae; Streptophyta; Magnoliopsida; Brassicales; Brassicaceae
Exons: 5
Coding region: 1-327 (108 amino acids)
Source: RefSeq, a predicted model, not a curated record
AUGUACCGAUCCCCUCCGGCUCAUGUAAAACUGCAGCACACUGUCUCCUCUAUUGCGUUUGUGCGAUGCGACAAUGCUCAUGCUGUCGGGACUUUCCGCUAUCGCGUGGAGACGGCCAUUGCUGAUGGUACUGCUGAAGGUGCAUUCUUUUGUUUUGAUGGUGUAGUGACGAAAUUACAUAGCCUCAGAGCAAGUGAAGCUGGUCAAAUGCUGGCUGAAGGAGUAAACCCUGAGGACUUUAAGAUGCCUCCAUUUACUACCCAUAUAGAAGCAAAGUCAUACACUUUCCAAUUCAGUUUGAUGUCUCAAGCAUAUAUAAUCAAGUAG